AUGGCAACGGCAAAACUAAUCGAAACUCACACGCAAGGAGCAGAGAUUUGCCAUGGAUCAGAUAUCUGCAAAUCGAAGAUCCAAAAAGUACUCGAAGAAUUCUCCUUCCCAAAAGGACUAUUGCCAUUAGACGAUAUUGAGGAGUUCGGUUUCAACAGAAACACGGGGUUUGUUUGGAUGAAGAUGAAGAAGAAGAAAGAACACAAGUUCAAGAGCAUCGGCCAAACGACUAUCUACAAUGCCGAAAUCACUUGUUUUCUUGAAAAGUUUCACAUGUCGAAGGUGACCGGAGUCAAGGCAAAGGAGAUGAUGAUUCCGGUGGCUGUUUACGACAUACUCGUCAGAGCUCCGGCCGCUGACAUGGUCAAGUUCACGUCCGCAGUUGGCUUGUCACGCGCGCAUCCGAUCUCCGCUUUUGAACUUGAAGAUGCCGGGAGUGCCACCAAAUGA
This is a messenger RNA of Erythranthe guttata (spotted monkey flower), 450 nucleotides long. RefSeq lists its product as uncharacterized. The record is from RefSeq and is a predicted model, not a curated record. NCBI's taxonomy places the organism in Eukaryota, Viridiplantae, Streptophyta, Magnoliopsida, Lamiales, Phrymaceae.